AUGCCCCGUCCUGGUUCAGCAAAUGGUCUUGGGGUGUACAGCUCUGGCAGAGGCAGACCACAUGGGCUCAGUGUGGAAGAGACUGCUGGCAUUACCAUUCUUGCCAUCAUAGUUGCACUUGUUCUAAUUAUUGGAUGUUGGUACUUUAAGAGAAGGAGUGGCUAUAAAAUACUUGGGACUCAGCAGUUUCGCCCUUCUGCGAUCCGAGCUAUGAUGGCUGGAACAAGAGAGUCUGCAGAGUGUAAAGUACCAUUACAGGAUUACAACACCCUGAACAUUGUUCCAGGAGCUCCACCAGCAUAUGAGAAGAUCUCUGAAGAAGCUCAGCCUCCACCAUAUACGCCCUGA
Messenger RNA from Staurois parvus, 348 nucleotides. The record is from the annotation of a GenBank genome assembly. NCBI's taxonomy places the organism in Eukaryota, Metazoa, Chordata, Amphibia, Anura, Ranidae.